Molecule: messenger RNA, 776 nt
Organism: Drosophila grimshawi
Lineage: Eukaryota; Metazoa; Arthropoda; Insecta; Diptera; Drosophilidae
Product: serine protease grass-like
Exons: 6
Coding region: 4-645 (213 amino acids)
Biological process (GO): proteolysis
Molecular function (GO): serine-type endopeptidase activity
Source: RefSeq, a predicted model, not a curated record
GUGAUGAAUAUAAUCAGCGCUUUGAGCAUUUCACUUUAUGUGGCAACAGCUGGUCGGCUUUCGUUAGCUGAUGAUGGCGGUACUUUUUGUACGAGAGGAGAUGGACUGCCUGGAAAAUGUAUAGAUAUUGAAGACUGUCAAAAAAUAGACGACCUAAACCAACAUAUUAGAAGGAAACAGGGAACACCUGCUGACCAAGAAUACAUGAGGAAUUCACGUUGCCCCAUUUAUAAAGAGAAUUAUGUAUGUUGUGAAGAAGAAGAAGUAUCCGAGGGAGUUAAAAUAUUGUUGGAACAGGAUUGUGGUUAUAUAGGUCCCUCUCAAAGGGUACACUUUGGAAAUGAGAUAAGAUUAAUGUCAAGACCAUGGCUGGCUCUUCUUAAGCUUAAAAGGAAAUCCGAUGUAGAAUAUGCAUGUGGUGGCACCCUUAUAACAAAUCGUUUUGUUUUAACCGCCGCGCAUUGUUUUGAUGGACAAGAGCUAUUAGAAGUGCGUUUGGGGGAACACAGAAUAUCCACCGAACAAGACUGUGAUGCCACAGGAAACACUCGCAUAUGUGCACCACCAGUUAGAGAUAUUUCUUUCGACAAAAUUUUUGUGCAUGAAAAUUUCUCACGAGACCUGCUGAAAAUGAUAUUGCAUUAAUCAAGUUAUCGACAGACGUUGAGAGCAGUUUUAGCAUUCGGCCCAUCUGUUUGCCAGUAAAUUACACACUUCAACAAGAAGCUGAACAUAGGAAGAUAUUCAGGGUAACUGGCUGGGGAGCAACCGAUGUA